Messenger RNA from Triticum aestivum (bread wheat), 1581 nucleotides. Its product is annotated as probable leucine-rich repeat receptor-like protein kinase At5g49770. NCBI's taxonomy places the organism in Eukaryota, Viridiplantae, Streptophyta, Magnoliopsida, Poales, Poaceae. The coding region runs from base 1 to 1581 and encodes 526 amino acids. The transcript is spliced from 8 exons. Gene Ontology annotation, molecular function: ATP binding; protein kinase activity. Gene Ontology annotation, biological process: protein phosphorylation. The record is from RefSeq and is a predicted model, not a curated record. Gene Ontology annotation, cellular component: plasma membrane.
AUGGGAUUGUCGUUGUGCGGGGAGCGCGGGCACCUGGGCGUGCCAUCGUGGGGAGCGUGCGGUAUACCACCAGCGUACGCCGGCCGGGGCCAAAACGCCCAGAUGUGUUGCAUGUACAACAUGCAUGACAGCAGAGAGCAUAUUGUGCGCAAUGAACAAGCCAUAGUCGACAACCUUACUGAAGAUAACGCGACAAGGGUGUUGGCUAGCAGAAGGACAGCAGAGGGCGAACAGUUGUACUUAGUCUAUGAUCAGGGUAGUGCUGGGACUAGUCCCCCAAAUAAGCUGCUCGUCAAGAAGUUCCACAAUGCGAACCCAGCGCUACAAGUAGACGGCAAUGUCAUGUACCGCUGCAACUCGGAGAUGUUCCUGUUAGCCAACAUUUCUCACAAAAACAUCAUCAAAGUUGUAGACCAUAUCCAGAGGGAAGACGCAAUCAUGCUCAUUUAUGAGUAUCCGGUUCAUGGAAGCCUUCGAUCCUGGCUGCACCAACCCAUGGAUGCCGGUCGGCACCUGAGCUGGCCGGACAGGAGGGGCAUCGCCAUUGGUGUGGCCAGAGGGCUCCGCCAGUUACACCACAGAUGCAACAAACUGUUUGUCCACCACAACAUCAACUCUGAAAACAUCUUGCUUGAUCAGAAUUUCAAGGCCGUGAUAGCCAGCUUUGGCGCUGCACAGGUUAACAUGGCGGGGCUCGGCCAACCCUUGCCAAUCACGGACCUGCGUCCUGGUAACUUUGGGUACGCAGCUCCAGAAUAUGGGUUGGGGAAAAACCAGCUGACGGAGAAGGUAGACAUUUACAGCUUUGGAGUGCUGAUGCUGGAGCUUGUCACUGGUAAUCUCACGUCAGAUGCGAGUGGGUGGCUUAUCGUGGGUGGAGCCAUGAGGACGUCAUCGGAUUCCGGAAGCGAGAGUGAGCACGGGCUCGAAGGCAUACGAGACGAAUCCAGGUUGGACCAUCUACAGCCCGGCGCCCUAAAGCUGCCUCAAAUAUCGGACGGAUGGUCCGGUCACGGACUGGUCACAAAAAAUGCGAUACAUACGGACGCAUUGAACAGACCUGAAAUGUCAAGGUUGACCGUCACCCAUAUCCAGGCAGAAUAUGAGACGUAUAUGGAGCGUUCGGGCGUGUCUGCCACGUCGGACCCGCUCCGCCUCCGCGCGUGCUCCGUAGCCGUUCCGAGCCUCUGCGCCGCCAGCACCGGCACAACAGUCCCCUCUCCCGUCCACGCGGUCGGGGAUGUCCUCGCCGGCCCGGACGCCACCGCAAAACCAUUGUUUUUGCGCAUUAUGGAGGGAGUGGAGGCACACGAGGACUACUUCAAGCUCAAAAGGUAUUGUUGCAGCCAACAUUCUUUCUCUGCUAAGGUGAAGUGCAUGACUGCUCUGAGGAUGCUUGCACUUGGUACUGCUGCCGAAGCCGUUGGUGAGAUGGUCAGGAUGGGGGAGAGCACAUGCCUAAAGACUACUGUGAAGUUUUCCCACGCCGUGGUGCAGUUUUUUGGAGCAGAGUAUCUGAGAGAACAAAAUGCGGAGGAUGCAGACAAGUUGUUGGCUAUUGGAGAUGCCAAAGGGUUCUAA